This is a messenger RNA of Linderina pennispora, 1085 nucleotides long. Its product is annotated as cysteine proteinase. The transcript has 3 exons. Bases 47 to 703 code for a protein of 218 amino acids. Gene Ontology annotation, molecular function: cysteine-type deubiquitinase activity. The record is from RefSeq and is a predicted model, not a curated record. Gene Ontology annotation, biological process: protein deubiquitination. Lineage: Eukaryota; Fungi; Kickxellomycota; Kickxellomycetes; Kickxellales; Kickxellaceae.
UUGGAAAUUUGCACCUACACUUUCUCUAUUUCGCCAAUUCCGCUGAAUGGUUCGAACGCAUUCUGAAGGCCAGGGCUCAAAACGACACAGCUCAAAGACACAUGGCUACGACGAUUUCACCCGCCUGAACCGGGCGCUGAAGAAGAUCGGGCUGUACUGCAAGGAAAUGGAUGGUGACGGCAACUGCCUAUUCAGAGCCCUGGCGGACCAGGUGGAUGGGACCCCUGAUACGCACUCGCGGCACCGCGUAGCCGUGUGCGACUACAUGGAUCAGCAUGCGGACGAAUUCGCGCCGUUCAUCGACGAAUCGCAGCCGUUUCCGCAGUAUGUGUACAAUAUGCGGCGACUGGGUGUGUUUGCGGGCAAUCUGGAGCUGGUGGCGUUUGCGCGCAACUACCGCGUCGACAUAAAAGUGUACCAGCUCGGCGGCAACGUGUUUGUCAUCAGCGGGGCGCCGUCCGACCAGCCCAACAGCACGCAGCGCAAUAUGCCGCCGGUGCAUAUCGCCUACCAUUCGUACGAGCACUACUCGUCGGUGCGCAACCGGCAUGGCCCGCACAACGGCCUGCCAAAGAUUAAAGCAAGUAGUCAGGACAGCAUUGCGCCGCCGCUGGAUGACCAGGCAGGCGUGGUAUUGCCAAAGGCCGCGGUGAAGGCGCGCCCAAGCACGCAUGACUCGCGCGCACACUGUAUUAUAAUGUAGACUAAAAACGUAGUGAAUGCCAUUUGGAAUAAAAUGCGCGGCGGUCUCCCAUGUGUAGGUAGCAGCUCCGGAGCCUGGAGAUGGCGGGGAUUCGGAUGACGACUUUGCAAGAAGAGCAGCGGAUGAGAGCUCGCCCAUGACGCCGAUGGAGAAGAUUGUCAUGGAUUCGACUGGCGUGCUGAAUCAUGCGCUGGUGCGCCGUCUACUGCAGGAACAGGACCAGGACCAAGUGAUUGAGGCACUGGUAGAGUGGAUGGCCAAAGACGACAGCUCUUGGUGGGCUACAGACGGACCAGCAAACUACAAUGGUCCGGAUCAGCCAAUCGAGCCAAAAGAACUAAAGGAGUCGGAGGAGUCCGAGGAACACAAGGACCAACACGAG